UCGUUCAAAAGAAGAACAGAAUUCUAGUGAAGUGGACGCGAAGCAAGGAAGCUCUCUCUUUGUUAAACUCCCUAACAAAAAUGGCACCUAGCUACUUGUACCCACCCUCACUCUAAACUCCAAAUUAUAAAAGAACAUUCUUGUUGCCUUCUUCUUGUCUCACUGCCACAUCGUUUCUAACCUUCCCAAGAACAUGGAGAUCAGUCAUGAAGAGGGAGCUGUAAUCAUCAAGAAGGCAGAAAUCGAUACUCAAGCUCCAUUCCGAUCGGUUAAAGAGGCUGUUACAUUGUUUGGAGAGAAAGUUUUGGCUGGGGAGCUCUCUGCCAACAAGUUCAAAGAGAUGCACAUUGGAGCAAAUGUAAAUGGGCACGGUGUUUCCAAGCUUGGAACUGUGACAGCUGAGCUAGAAGAGACAAAACAAAGCCUUGAAAAAGCUAAAGAGGAAAGUAUGAUGAUGGCAACUUGCCUUUCUUCUCUUCAAGAAGAACUUGAAAGAACGAAGAGAGAGCUCCAACAAUUAAAGCUACGUGAAACAGAAAUGGAGUCUGAAAUUGAAGAUGUCAAGGUUGUUCAAGACUCGACAAAAUGUGAAGUCAAAAUCCAAUCUAAAGAAGAAGAAGAAGAAGGGGAGAUUGAAUUUCAGAAGAAACGAUAUGUAACUUUUGCAAAUCCUCCCUCACAAGCACAAGUUAUGAUUCCAGGUCUUGAAGCGCUUGAGAGACACCCUUCUCUUAGAAAGAAGAAGAAGAAGCCAUUGAUCCCUCUAAUAGGAGGAAUUUUUUCCAAGAGAAAAGGAAGUCAAAACUUCACUUCCUCGUGAAUUCCAAAAUAAGUUUACUAAUUCGAAACUUACAAAACAUCUUUCAAGCUCCAACAAUAAUAAUCCAUGAAUUACCCACUCCCAAAAUUUUCCUAGUCUUUGUUUUUUUUUUUUUUUUCUUUUGAGUUGAUUGUAUUAUUCUGCAUACAGUUAUUAUGGCAUAUACAUUGAGGUAAUAUUACAUUUGGGAGUAUGAUGUAACGUGAGGAAACCGAGUAAUAAGAUUUUAUUAUUAUUAUUAUUA
Messenger RNA from Ricinus communis (castor bean), 1064 nucleotides. Its product is annotated as WEB family protein At1g75720. The transcript has 2 exons. The record is from RefSeq and is a predicted model, not a curated record. The coding region runs from base 194 to 820 and encodes 208 amino acids. Lineage: Eukaryota; Viridiplantae; Streptophyta; Magnoliopsida; Malpighiales; Euphorbiaceae.